Monomorium pharaonis (pharaoh ant) is the source of this 3765-nucleotide messenger RNA. RefSeq lists its product as uncharacterized. Lineage: Eukaryota; Metazoa; Arthropoda; Insecta; Hymenoptera; Formicidae. Bases 380 to 2203 code for a protein of 607 amino acids. The transcript is spliced from 3 exons. The record is from RefSeq and is a predicted model, not a curated record.
GUAAAUUGAAACAAUGAAAUGUAAAAGAAGUGUUAACGCUUCUUUUACAUUUCAUUGUUUUAACUUACGCUUUGUAGAAGGUUUGUUAACGCUUCUAUUACUCUCCCUUUACAUUUGACUUACGCUCUUACUCUCUCUUUACAUUCGACUUACGCUCCGAUUUUACAUUUUCACCAGGGCAUCACUUUGUAGAUUGCCUAAAAAUUCGGCUAAAAAAGUCCAAAUUUGUUUUUUUUUUUUGCGCCAGUGUAUAAUUUCAGAGAGGAGAUAAAUAACACAUGCACGCACGCACGCAUUGCACACAGGUGCUUGCACAUGCAUACAUGUAGACAUUUAUACGUAUAUAGGCCGAGUUGUUUUAUGUUUCAGAAUUGAAGAUAUGAGUAGCAUUGUAAAAGCCUUGCAAAUUAAAGAAAUAACGAUAGACGGUAAUCCAGUAACUUUAAAUAGUGAUUACAUUUCUUUUCUUGUCUCGUAUUUGCCAAAUCUUCAACUUUUAUCAACAAUGCAAAUUAGCGAACAAAUUCGGAGAACAGCAAUGGCUUGGAGAUUCUCUAAGGAACAAUCAAAUUCGGUGUUUCUUGAUCUUAGUACACAAGUUUGUAUGAGUGUACGUAGAGAAGAAGUAAUAUUAAAUGCUAAAACAAAUUGGAAAUUUCUUCGAACCAAAACUAAAGUUUCGCUCGACAAUUCCACUAAAGUAACGAGCAAUAAUACAAGCAACAAUAUUAAUAUAUUAUUACAUACACAAAGUCCAAACAAAUUUCUUACUGUAAACCCAAAGAGUUUAGAGAAAACUAAAAUAAAAGGUUUUGGUAGUCUCACCGCAAUAAAUGAAAAUAUGGAAGCACGAAAAAUACAUAUGAAAAGGAGAAGUAGUUCUAGUGAGAAUUUGAGAGAACUUAAAUUUGAAGAUACAUCGAAAUCAUAUCCUUUGGAAUUUAAACUUCCACCUAUACUAGGUUCAAUAGUAAAUAGUUUAACAAGCAAUAAAUUUGAGACUAAAUUAUUGUCUAAAGAUGAUAAAGAAAAUGACUGUAAAAUGAAAUUGCUCAGAAGUGAACAUAUUGAGAACUCGUCGGAUAACGAGACAGACAGUUUACAGAGUCAUGAAAGUUUGAAAAAUGGUUUAAAAUGUCAUCUGUUUACUUCUAAUAUAUAUGGCACAUCUAUAGAUUACGACAAACCUACAGUUUAUAACGAAUUUACUGUAACAGAAGAUGUGUCUUCAAUUACUACAGAAAAUUUUUAUAUUAAAAAUAAUGAGAAUUAUGCAUACAACAAAGAAGCACUAACUGCGACGCAAAACUCAUUAAAAUAUGAUGCGAUAAUAAAUAAAAAUAACUUAAAUAAUAAAUCGUUUCAAGAUACAAAAGUAUUUAAAAAUGGAGAGAAUGAUUACCACUCUAAAUCGGCUUUAGAAUCUUCUGGAUAUUGCUCUUUGAGUUUAAAGGCUAAUAGUGUAGACAGUUGUAAAUCAUUGUUAAGUGAUUCUAACAUUUUAUUGAUUUCAAAAAAUGUUCACAAAUCUCAUGAAUAUGACAAGGAUAAAGGUAGAACUAAAAGUGCGCAAACAAAAAAGAUUGUAUAUUAUAAAAGCAAUAGGGCUGCAACAGCUAGAGCGAAAUUUAGAGCUCUCGCUUCGCCAAGUCCAUUUUCUCAACAAGUACCUAAAGAGAGGGAACAGGGUGGAGAUUACUUAAUAGAGAUUGUCGGUCGAUGCCUGAAUGUAUAUGGUCAAGGUGCUUUACGCUUUAUAGAUAGGACUUGGGACAUGUCAAAGGCUCAAGACGUCAACGUCGUAAAAUUUAAUUAUGUACAAUUUAAUGAUGUGGCAAAAAUUCUAAGUAAAUUAAAGAAUAAAUUUCCACAUGCGGAGCAUUUUGUAUUUAAAGAAACUAACAUCAAUCUUCUUGGUCAACUGAAUGCUUUAGCUGAGAUACAGGGAUUGACUAGUAUACAAAUAGAUGUAGGCAAUCCUAUUGUGUCCAAGGACUGGAAAAUGUACGCUAUAUUUCGAUUAGCUCACUGGGGACUUGCAGUUAUCAAUGGCAAAGAGAAUAUAAAUAACGUUGAGUAUACAGACACGAUGUUAUCCAGGUGGUUAUUGAAGAAGAAACCGUGGUGUCACUCAUACAUUGAGAAAACAUACUCAAAACUAAUAUUAACUGUGUGUUGGCAACAUCCGAGAAGAUCGUAUUAACGAGCUCUUAAAGUAAGAUCACAGAAAGAAUGCCAUAUGGUUGCAGCUGCUGGUGUGCAACUUUGUUAGAAGAGAGAGAUUGUCUGUCUUCUAUUUUUGCGGUAUACAACACGAUCAGUGAAUAACGCAACGAGAGGAAUCAUCACUGAGUAAUAAUAAACUAUAAUUUCUUUUCUAGUGAAAAAAAAAAUUUUUCUCACCAGAAAAGAAAUGAUAUAAUUAUAAAUUAAUGACUUUUUCUCUAAAAAAAUUGCUUGCAUUUGUAAGGUUCUGAAUUAAAGUAAAGUUUUUAAAUUAAACACAUUUGUAAAUUUUUUUAUUUAAAAUAUGUGUUGUAAAAUAUAUAGUACAUUUGGAGAGUUUAUUGCUCUUAUUAUUUAAAUUAAUUACUCAUUCUAAAUCAGUUAAACAAUAUAUAAUAGUGCGAUAUUUUUAUUUAUACAAUAUAAUGUUUUGUGUUGACAUUAUUCUACUAAAAGUUGAGUCAUGGAAAGUCAUCCAUGUAACAUGUUUUUUCCACGAAAUUUUUUCUUCUAAAAUCAUGCGGUUAGACAAGUUUAAAUUUACAUAUGUCACGCGCUCGCGUGCAAAGACAUAGACGCAGCAGACGCAGUAGGCACGUGUGACACUAAGGAAUUCAUCCUAAUGAGCGUGAAACGAAGGGGUGUCAUUUUGGAUCCUUUUCUUUCUCUUUUUUUCAUGGACAGUUUUGCCUAAGGGGAUUGUCAAGACGGCAAAUAUGUUGACAGGUCAUUCAACAUCCUUCUUGUUUUAGUCGCACGCUAAGGCCAUGAAGAAGCUAAGGAAUAGCUGAAACGAUAAACUUAUGUCUUACGUUAGUAUUCAAUAUAAGAAUACAUCGAUCACGAAAUAAUGUAUCAAAAAUAACGCAAUUUUUGCUUCAAAUAUAGAUUACUUCCCAAAUAGUGUCCCAAAAUUGACGUCAAAUGUCGUUUUCAUAACGUUUUGAUGUUUCUAAUAAUGUCAAUAAAACGUCAUUAAAGUGAAAAUUGACGUCACCUUGCUACUUGGGUUGUAAAAAUUUCUUCAAUUUUCUAUAUACUGGAAAGAUUGUUAAUACCGAAAGGUUGCUAAUACAUAGAUCUCCUGAAGCGAUAUUUUCUAAAUUUUCGGAAACUAAAUAUGUUGCGCAUUAUUAAUACUGAUUUAAUACUGAUAAAAAUAUAUAGAUAUAAGAUAUAUGUAUGUAUAUGAUUCAUUUAGUAAGAUAUGUAAGGUUGCAUUUAUAAUAUUAACGCAUAUUAGGGAACUAUUGCCAUUCAAUCACUACCGCGUGCGUGAUUUAUUUUUUUUUCGCCUUCAUUGGGUGGAUCAUAAAUUCAGUUUUACAUAUCUUAGUAAAAAAAAAUUAUAUAGCGUCAACCGAAAAUGGAUUUUAAAGCUGAAGUACUAUAAAAUCAUGUAUUAUAGAAUCUAGUAUUAAAAAGCGCCAAGUAUACACGUGCAAGAAAUGCCUUCAGAAAUCUGGUCUUGUACAAAAUAAUUUUGAUUUGGCACUACAAAUGUAUGAAAUUUUAAUGAAAUUAUGUUUUCCCCAAAAA